This is a messenger RNA of Rhineura floridana, 1082 nucleotides long. Its product is annotated as coiled-coil domain-containing protein 150-like. Bases 131 to 1027 code for a protein of 298 amino acids. The transcript has 11 exons. The record is from RefSeq and is a predicted model, not a curated record. NCBI's taxonomy places the organism in Eukaryota, Metazoa, Chordata, Lepidosauria, Squamata, Rhineuridae.
UAAAUUGAUGUCUCACUUUGGCUCAGACUGGCCCCUAGCUGGCAGAGGUCUCUCCAGCGUCCAUGCUGGCACCUGUGUUAUGUUGAUUUUGCUCCAAAAAAGGAAGUAAGCAACUGAGGAAUUGACCAUCAUGGAUGUGGCACUGAGUGGAGGCAACAAACUGAAGCAAAGAGGUCCUGGGAACUUUGAGGAAGAGAAUGCUUGGCUACAGGAGUGGAUCCAUGAAGAACUUGCCCAUGGUGAAGUCUGGCAGAAGCAAUAUGAGGCACUGUUGGGACAUCAGGCCCAACUCUGCUCCUUGCUACAGGCCAAGAGUCUCAGACCCCUGGAGAAGAAGACCCAGGGAUUGCAAGAGGAGCUGGAGGAAGCCCAGGAGGCCCUGCGGGAGUGCCAGAAUCGCAAUCGUCAACGACAACUGCACAUCCACAAGCAAGAAAAGGAAAAUCAGAGAAUGGCAGAAACUGUUAAAGAACUGGAAAAAAAGGUCUUCAAGCAACAGUUGGAAGAGAAAUCCAAUAAGGACAUCCUAAGGGAAAUGAGAACUGAAGGCAAUGAGCUGAAGAGGCACUUGUCUGAAUGGGAGGCCAAGUGGCAGACAAAGAAUGACAGGAUCAGACAGGAGCUGCACAGAAACAUCACCCUCUUGGAAGACAGAGUAAUGGAAGCUCAGCAGGAGGUAUCACUAUUUCAGAAAGAGAAACAUUCUGGACAGGCAGGGAUGACCUCAGCUAGGGGCUUUCUUUUGGAAGAACAAGCAUGUGACCUGAUGAAAAGACUACCAUGUCUGGAAUUCAACAGAAUCAGUUUCAAAGACCAGCUUCCUUCCUUGUUUCCCCUGCACCCAACUGUCUGGGAUGCCUGGAGCCUGCUGUGGGCGUUAGCUAAGGCCCUAUUUCUGAUCCUGCUGUCGGUUCUGGUCUUCUGCCUCUUCCAAGGCUGGUUUUCCAGCCAGCCAUGUGUGCAGCUCCAUUCAGCUCCUUGGCUCUAUAUCCAGCCCAAGAGGUUACUGCCCCCUUUAGCAUCAUGAAGGCAUUUAUGCUUCUGUGACUGAAUGUCCUUUAAUAAAGUUUAAUAACAAGCAA